Molecule: messenger RNA, 2696 nt
Organism: Branchiostoma belcheri (Belcher's lancelet)
Lineage: Eukaryota; Metazoa; Chordata; Leptocardii; Amphioxiformes; Branchiostomatidae
Product: sorting nexin-14-like
Exons: 32
Coding region: 44-2332 (762 amino acids)
Biological process (GO): autophagosome maturation
Cellular component (GO): late endosome
Molecular function (GO): phosphatidylinositol-3,5-bisphosphate binding
Source: RefSeq, a predicted model, not a curated record
GUUUUCUGCGGCCGGGGCCGUGCUGUUCCUGGCCACAGUCAUCAUGUACAGUGGUGCAGUACUGGAGUGGAUGUCCUCUAGCUAUGCACAUAUCUUCAUGAUCUUCUGGUCAUUUGUGGGUGGAAUGGUACUCUGCUACAUGUUUUUUGGAAGAAACAAAAACAUGAUGCCCAAUUUCCUCAUCAUGUACAACCGCAAGAAACAGCCAAUGUUGGAUGACCUGGAAAUAGAGGCCCUGAGAAAAAGCUGCCCUGUAUGUGGGGACCCCAGAUGUGCUAGGCACAGGCCUGGUCUGUCCAUACUGGACCUCCAGCCAUGGACCAGUUUGAAGGUGACGGAAAAAGUGGACAUGGCAUUGUCCGAGUUUCUGGAGCUGGUCUUGAGGGAUUUUGUUUACACCUGGUACAGAGACCUGAGCACAGACGAGGCUUUUGUGGAUGAAAUGAGGGUCAGCCUGAGGUUCAUCCUAUCAUGUCUUAUAAGGAGGGUCAAAAAGACGGACCUCCCAACCUUUAUUGUCAACAAGCUGAUCAAAGCUGCCAUGAGUCACCUGGACAAGUACGUCCGGGCCAUGGAGUCAGCCCCACCUGGAGCUGAUCUAGAGAAGGCCACACUAGAGCUGUACGGCUCAGAGCUCCACUGUGUCAUGAAGAGCAGACGCACAGAACUGCAGUACCUCCGCCACCUGUCAGGGGAAAUUUUCCCCUACAUUCUACCCGCAAGGUCACUCAAGUGCAAGAGCCUGUGUGCCUUGCUGAGAGAGCUGUUGUCAGCCUCAGUCUUGAUGCCUGCCAUUGACAAAAUAGCUGAUCCUGACUUUGUGAACAACUUGAUGCUGAUUUUCCUUGAUGAAACUCCAAUGGCAGUGGCUACAGAACCCCCAUCUCAUGAUGUGGACCUGCUCGCUCACUUCAGCCAGCCCAGACAGGCUCCCACUGAAUCUGCACUAAGACUGGACCUGCCAGACAUCAUGAACAACCAGACCACACUGUUCCGCUUCAUGCAGUUCCUGAAGGACGAGGCAUCUGUCCACGUGCUGCAGUUCUGUCUGUCUGUUGAGGACUUCAACAGGAGGAGUCUGAACCCAGACAUGACUGACCAACAGAAGAUUGACCUCCACCAGGAGGCCAAGAUGAUCUAUGAGAUGUACUUCAAGUCUGAUGCUGUGGACAAGAUCCAGUUUCCUGGAGACAUUACCACAGAGAUUAAGUCAAUUGUGGAGGGGCCACCUGAAGGUGUGACUAGGCUGAGAACAAGUACCCCUCUUUUCAGUGCGUAUGAGCAUGCCUAUGGACUUUUGGAAAACACCUUCCUGCCACUAUUUUACCAGAGCGAUGAUUACUACACCAUGUUGUGUGGGGGCCGUUUGCCAACCAACAUUCCCAAGUCAGCUUCAAGGUCUGCAGGUAAGAAGAGCAUGGAGCCGUUUGCUGCCGUGUCCAAAUUUGGAAACAAGCUGAAGGGGAUGUUGAGGUCCAACACAGGUGAUGUAGCCAUCUUCGAAAAGUGGUUGCAGAUGUUGCUGACCAAGCCAGCACUGAGAGGCAGUGAGCUGCUGCACAGUUUCCUGUCACCAGGGCCAGAGUUCGAGACCAGGCUGCUCCCAGAUGUCAACAUUGGUAAAAUGUUGAAGUCAGUUCCAAACAAACUUGUUAAGGAGAAAGGACAGCACCUGGAACCUUUUCUACAGGCUUUCCUGGCUUCCACAGAGACAACCAAGCCACGGCAGAGCAAACCAGAUGUAAUUGAAGAAAGUCCCAAGGACAAAAUGGAGAGGAAGAUCUCCUACCCGAUCUAUGGGAACAAUGCUGCUGGUUUGGUCAGCAUCCACAACACAGAGCCAGCCGGGCUGCAGGUCAGGGGCCUGCAGGGGGCUGCAGACUUCCUCCUGUACAUAGCACGAACUGUGUACAAGGUCCCAACGUGGUUCCAUCAUGUUGCCAUGUCAGCCCGAAUCGUCGGUAAACAUGCACUAGAGGGUUACCUGGACAGCUAUCUUGCAGGCAAGAUAGAGCAGGUGAAACAGGAGCACCAGGUGGUGGGACUCAUCCACUUACUCCGGGAUGUGCUGUUCUUUGACAACGACCCUCCCAGAACUGAUGAAGACAAAAGAGUCCGGGCUGAGGAGACACUGAAGGAGAUGAAAGCUUUCUUGCCAAAAUUGUUCGUGAUGGUGAUUGGAGCUGAGAGGCAGCACAUUGGGACCAAGACCAUAUUUGAUGCCCUUCAGAAGCCCAGACUGAAUAAGCAGCUGGGGUAUGUGUUACUUGACCUUGCAAUACUGGAAUUCUUUCCAGAAAUCCAGGAACCAUCUGACACAACUGGCAACUAAAAGUUCUAAACUUGUUCUGUAACAAUUUGGAAGGGAACCGAAUAUGUAGGCUCGGGGAUGACAAAAGCUGGAUGCAACCAUGACUGUUAAUGUUAUGUCAAGGACAUUAUAUUGAUACUUGAUUAUUCCAGGGUACAAAUCAUGUCUAAACUAGAACUUACUUAUUGAGUACAUGUAUAUGUGGCGUGACACUUGUGCCAAUGAUAUCUAGAUCUAUUUAUAAUCAGAUCAAAAAUACUUCUCUCUCAGUGUCAGUUACAUUGUGAAGCAAUAAUGAAUACAAAAUAGAACUCUCUAUUCAUGCAUUUGUGAUUGACAUAUUCUGUGAAAGUAUGUACGGUAGAAAAUAAAAACAAAUAUUUGU